AUGAUGCGCCAGUGCCCAGUCUCUGGCAUGGUCACGUUCGAGAACGGAGAGGUCGUUCUCCGCUUAGCCCCAUCGGGCCAAGCAGCUACGACGAACACAACACCAUCGGCAAGCACAUCACCGACUACCUCCGCACCGCCGUGGGGCAUUGCGCGGGACGACAACGCAAUCCUCGUCGCCAUCGGUGAGAAGAAGAUCCACGUUCACCCGUCGAGACUUCCUAUGUCAACGGAUAGCCGCCGGGUUAUAUUGAACAAUGUACAACGGGCCUUAAACCUCGAUGUGGGACUGUUUGGACAAUGGAACUUGGAUGCCAACACGAAGCUCCUCAAAAUGCUUGCGAAGGCCAAGAGACUUCCGAAAACAUCGAACGACGCGAAGAAUCUCGCUCUCGAGGACAAGAAGAAUGACAACAUCGAGCAGCUCGCCGUUGAGGACACGAAGCACGACACGAAGGACACCACGAAGGACGAGAGUGACCAUGGCCCCAGCGAGGACAUGGACGUGAAUGACGGGAAGGAGCGCGAGGACACAGAAAAGGUAGAUGACUCCAGCGACAGUUCCUCGGAGUGCAAUAACGACUCAUUGGCAGUGCCACAGUGUGGCAUGGUGAAGGCCGAAGAUCUUCAGGAGCCGAUCACAUUGCACCAGUUCCUUCAGGAGGCAUGCCGCCGCCCAAAUGAAGCCAAGGUCACCACGCUUCUGUUCGACGUGCACACCAAUGUCCCCGAGUUCAGUGGCUUCGCACGCAUUGGCGAGCGGCGAGCAAGUGGGGUGAUACUGGAUAACCACCGGGACGUAUCCAUGAACGUUGUCAAGAUUUUCCACUUCUCAGAGAAGAUCGCCAUUAACCAUGCGCUGAAGCUUUGUUCCGGUGAUGCUUUCAUUCCAUCAGUAUACCGACCUGGCCCCUGGGGUGUCAAGAAGACUGUUCAAUUCCUUCUCCAAUGUCUGCCAGGGUAUCGCAUUCUAUGGAACAGCGUCGGCGAGAAACCCACCAACCUACGAAAGGCUCAAUCCUCUCAAUGGGCGCCCGAAGAUGAAGCUCUACGACAUGGGAUUGAUUAUAUCAAUGCCAAUGCACCAGAGGGCGAUGCACUCAAUGAACAGACCUUUUGGAUUCUCUGUAGCAUCCGGGAAGGCUCUGACACUCUGAUAGCAGGAUGGCCGGAGGCCAAAGUCAGAGACAUGUGCAGGAACAAAGUCUCGGGGAAUGGGUGGCCGGGCGUGGGUAAGACACGGUCGCUGGUUGUCAUGACGCUUGCGAUCGCUCGGCAUCACAUCAACAAGUUGGGUGUGGAGGAAAAACCAUCAUGGAGACGAGCGAAGUCACUGGAUAACUUUAGACACCGGGCGCCGCAGAUCCACGACGGUGUCUUCCUUGAUGAUCCGAGCCGUGACAGGCUUGAUAUGACCGAUCUCAAAUCGUUCAUGACGACUGAGGAAGAUCAAACAUGUUCCGGGCGGUACGACGAUGUCAAGCUGAGCCGAGGCCAAGUUCCCGCUUAUGCUGGCAAUCAUCUCACUUUCGAGGACGAGCCUGGGCCCGACGACCGUACCACUAUCACUUCGGAAGAGAUCCUGAAGAUGUUGGGGAAAACGUUCCCGGUCGAGAAAGAUGCCGACGUGAUGGCUGUCCUCAAGAGAUCUAUCGCUUCCGUGUCCGGGAAGAGUGCAGUAUAUUUGCACCUUCCAUCCCAGCACAGCGAUGGCAUAGUGCAUCGCAUCGUCGCGGAGGAUGUGCAUUUGGACGUGUUGGCCCCCACGAUAAGUACCUUCUAUCCGAGUACAAGACUGGAAACAUCAAGAUCAAAGGCAGCGUACAUCGAGCACUGCGCGAAGGAGGGGCAGCAGCGUAUCAGUCCAAUCCCGACACCAGCCAGGCGUGUGCGACACCUACCUAGUUCUCCCUCCUCCCCGGAAGCCAAUGCCAUUCCUCCCACGGUGCCCUUCUCGGUGCAGCUGGCAACACCUGAUCAGCCACGCAAGCGGCUGUUGAACUCUAGCACUAUGCCGCCGCCCCGCUCGGACACACAAGCAGACAGCGCACUUGAGACAUCGACAACAUCAGCGGCAUCACCGUCUGGUCUUCUUGCAGUUGCGCCUUCUUCCCUUCCUGAAGAUUAUGUGUGCAACGAUAACCAGGAUGCAGGUGAAAAUGCAAUGGCCGCAUCAGGCGAUGAGAUGGACGUGGCAGAGGACUUCCAGGAGGACGAAGAAGCUGCCCGACACCUUGGUCUCUCUGAGUAG
Messenger RNA from Symbiodinium sp. CCMP2592, 2250 nucleotides. Lineage: Eukaryota; Dinophyceae; Suessiales; Symbiodiniaceae. The record is from the annotation of a GenBank genome assembly.